AUGAGCAAUAGACCAUCAUAUAUAGAACUAGAUUCUGAUGAUGAGGAAUUCGAGGAAGGUCCCAUAUUGUUUUUUGAAUCCUCUCACAUAUCACGAGUGCAAGAAUUGAUUUCGGAGUCUAUGGAAAAAAAUGGAGAAAAUUUAGAUCUUUUGGAUAUCAAGUUGCUUAAAUGGCAACAGCAUAUUCUUCAACAAUUACCUAGUGGAGUUAGUCGUCCAUCUGAGAAAAGCAUUCACAGUAUACUUAGUGCAUCUUCUGUUUUUUAUUUUCAACAAAAAAAUGAACAAACUUAUAUUAAUUUCCUAAGUUCAGAUGAAAUUAUCAAUAUAUGGACGCGUGUUGCCUCAAGUUUCAAAAAACUUACAAUUCCAAAAGAAAUAAUUGAAUUUGUGAAAGAAAAUAAAAAG
Molecule: messenger RNA, 408 nt
Organism: Entrophospora candida
Lineage: Eukaryota; Fungi; Glomeromycota; Glomeromycetes; Entrophosporales; Entrophosporaceae
Source: the annotation of a GenBank genome assembly